This is a messenger RNA of Paramecium sonneborni, 1224 nucleotides long. NCBI's taxonomy places the organism in Eukaryota, Ciliophora, Oligohymenophorea, Peniculida, Parameciidae. The record is from the annotation of a GenBank genome assembly.
AUUUUAUGAAUAUAGAUUUUUCUAAACUUAAAGUUUAUUCAAAUUCCUAAUUAGCUAUUAGGUUAUUUAUUUUAGGCUAGAAUAAUCCUUCCUUAAUAUCAUAAAUUAUACCUAAACUAGAAGAAAAUGGUCUUUAUUUGUAAAUAUAUUAUUAUAUAUAUUAGAGCAGCUGCAAAUUUAUCAGAAAAAUCAAAAAUUUCUUACUCUAGAGAAGAAUUAAAUGCAGCAAGGAAGUUAAUUACAGAAAAGAAGAAUCAAAUAUAACAAACUAAAAAUUUAUAAAAUAGAAAUGCUUUAAAAGAAUCAUUCAUCUAAUUAGGAGACUUAUAUUAUCGAUUUGGAGAUUUAGCUGAAGCUUAUGGUGCAUAUUAUAAGGCUCAUGAAAACAAUUAAGCAUAAGAAGCAUUAGAUUAUGCUAAUUCAUGGGUAACAUGUAUGAUUUUAAGCAAUAACUAUAUGCAUUACAAAGUUAUUAAUGUCAAUUCUAAAGAUUCAGAUGUUAAAGGAUAUUAAAAGUGGUUAUUAUUGAGUGCCAUAAGAAAUUAUGUAAGAAUGGAUUACAAAAAUUUUUUAAAUGAUUUACUAUCUAUUGAUACUAAAAAUCUUGAAUCGGUAGAAUUUAUUACAAGUUAUUUCGAUUUAAGCAAAUAUUUUGCAAUAGCUAGUCUUACUACUAAAUUACCUAAAGAUAUUAUAGAAAUAUUACAACAUCCCUUUAUCGUUAGAAUACUUGAUGCAGAUCCAUCUGUAUUAGAGACGUUGAAUUGUUAUAUUGACUACGAUUUCGUACAAUUAAUUCAAAAAUCAUAAUUACUUAUUGUAUUCAUAUUUCAUAUUCUAGAAUGAAUUGGAAAGAGACAUCAUAUCAGCUCCAGUCCUACAAUAAAUUAAGGAAAAAAUCAUUUCUACACUACUCAAAUAAGUAUUUAUUUUUUUCUAUUAAAAUAGUAUAUCAUCAAUUUCAGUAGAAUGACUUUAAAAUCAUUAGCUAAUUUAUUAAAUAUAAAAGAUUUUUAAGCUCAAGAACUUGUUGAAAAAUUGAUUAAAGCUGAAAAUCUUAAUUAUGUAGUAGAUCCAAUCGAUAUGAUUGUUCAUGAAAAGUAUACUAACGAAUAAUUGUAAAUACGUCAGUCACAGUAACUAGGAGUCACAGUAUUAAAAACAUUAGAUCAGAAAUAUUUCUAAAUUCUUCAAGAUUUAAAAUGAAAAAGAUUUAUAUAAAAC